AUGGCUCUAUCGGAAAAACCCACGGUCUUACUUCUCUCUCUGGCAUUAUUUUGCCACAGCCCGGAGAUUUGGCAGGAAAUUGACCCAAGUUACAGACCACCCAUCGAUGGUCUCCUGAACAUGGCACAUGUAAUACAUGCGACGACAAUCUCCGAUGCACUUAUUGAGAUUGAUCAUGGGAGAUUCAAGGCUAUCAUCAUCACAGAUGCCACCAUCACAAACACAAGUGGUGAAAUGGAGGGAGUUCUGGUCAAGGUCAAGGCCUACGUUGAAAAUGGCGGGCUUGUCAUCGUCGGUCUCCAUUUCCCGAAUUAUGCAAGCAACCUGGAGAUGAACAGAUUCUUCGCAGCAUUCAAUCUCCCAUGGGCUGCAGGUCUCUACCAUCGCACCACGGUUCAGUUUGUGCCCUCUAGCACCCUACCCACUAGCGUUAACGCGCUUUCGUUCCCUGGACCAUAUGAAGUGAAGGCUCUCAGAAUUCAAAAUGCCAGAGCCGAUGAGAAAUUAUUCGUUCCAAACAUUGGUUAUGCAUCUCCGGAUUUCCAAUUACCCCCAGAGCGUCUUGAAGAGGUCCAACCUGCUGUUGCGUGUGCGAGAGUCGGAGGGGGUUAUCUGGUGUACUGUGAGGACAUGCAAUAUGAGCAUGAGACGAUCCAAACUAUUUUGGCGCUUUGUGGAUCCUAG
This is a messenger RNA of Penicillium malachiteum, 684 nucleotides long. RefSeq lists its product as uncharacterized. NCBI's taxonomy places the organism in Eukaryota, Fungi, Ascomycota, Eurotiomycetes, Eurotiales, Aspergillaceae. Bases 1 to 684 code for a protein of 227 amino acids. The record is from RefSeq and is a predicted model, not a curated record. The transcript has a single exon.